Planococcus citri (citrus mealybug) is the source of this 8167-nucleotide messenger RNA. RefSeq names its product Transient receptor potential cation channel A1 (gene TrpA1). The record is from RefSeq and is a predicted model, not a curated record. The transcript has 25 exons. Bases 2183 to 5791 code for a protein of 1202 amino acids. Gene Ontology annotation, cellular component: membrane. Gene Ontology annotation, molecular function: monoatomic ion channel activity; protein binding. Gene Ontology annotation, biological process: transmembrane transport; monoatomic ion transport. NCBI's taxonomy places the organism in Eukaryota, Metazoa, Arthropoda, Insecta, Hemiptera, Pseudococcidae.
CUUCUUUCGUAGUGAAACAGCUGGCAGUGGCAAUAUUGAUCGCUGAUGAUAACAAACACUGACUCACUGAUAACAGAUCGAAAUUUUGAAAAUUUCUCAAAACACUCUCGUCUUACAUAAAAAUGAAUCCAAUUUUUUAUACGUAGGAAGCAGUUUUGUAUUUUUGCGAAAUAUCCUGCACUAUUGUCAUCUGAGCGAUGGAUCCUAUUGAUCAAGAAAUUAGAAGACGAUUGGAUAAACUAAAAGAAGAUAGGCCUCCUAUUCCUUCGGAAGAAGAAUUACGCUUGAAACUCCAGAAGCUGAAAGGAGAAACUCCCUCUGCAUUAAGUAACAAAUAUGUACUUCUCCCUUGUGUUAAAUCUAACGAAGAGCAGAUAAAUGAUUUGAUGAAACAGUAUUCCGAGGAAGCAGCCAUGGGACAACGUUUAACUACGCCAAUUCAUGAUAUAGAACAGCGUUUGAACAAUUUAAAAAUGUUUCAAGUUUCUGGUGAUAACAACAGCUCUCAAUCGGAAAAAAAUACUAGUACUUCGCGAGAAUCGAGUAGAAAAAUUCCAACGAUGAUUGCUGAUGAAGACGAAAGUAUGGAAUGUUCUGAUUCUCAUCCACAAGAAUAUUUUUGUUACAUUUGCGAUCGAGUACCCAAAUGGAUAUGUUACACUUGUGAUGAUCAGUUAUUCUGCCCUGCUUGUUAUAAAGAAUUUCACGAAGAUGAAGAUGAACCACAUAGAAGAAAGCCGUUUAAUGUUAAAAAAAAGUAUCAUGAUUCAGAUUCAGAUUAAAGUGGUCGAAUUGAAUUAUUUUGCAGUACAUCUCACUAUCUAAUCAAGUCUCGAUAAAGAUCCUUUAUUGAGAAGAAAUAUGUCAACGCCUAUGUUGUUCCUUAUUCAUUAUUCUUUGUACUCACGGUGUAUUACAUACUUAAUACACUUUUCGGCGAAAAAGGGUUCACUUUCCAUUUGUUCUGGAUGAAAAUUUCAGUCUAGUAUUGUUGGAACAAAAAUAUGCUGUUGUUUCAUAAUAUUGAGGUAACCUACCUACUCACUAAAUGAUAAAGUAUUUUCAACCGAUAUUGCUACAAGAGCUAUUGUUGGAAAAUUUUCAUCAUCUUUCUAUCCAAUGAUUGAAUCUGUGAGCUCUUUUUUGUAGAACGAUCUUUUUAAACUCAUCGUCUCUUUUUUUAAACGAUAUUUUCACCUAUUUUCUUUUAUUGUAAUCGUGAUUUUAUUGUCGGAGAUUUAUCGUUAACUAUAGUCAACCGAACUGCAGCUUUCCUUUGUAUUUUCAUUGCCAUGUAAUAUUAUGUAAUGUUACCAACGUGUUUCGUGUGGUUUAUAAUCAGUUUAGAUCGCUGUUUUUAUUUUAUCCGAACAAAAUUAUGAAUUUAAAACUACGCUAUUUUAUCGCAACCAAAAUUCAUUACCUAUUUUGAUUCUUUCAAAAGAAUUGUGCAAAGGUGGGAGUGAAUGGUCGUCAACCUUGUAGUAUUUUGUUAACGUUACCAUAUAAUGAGUAAACAACCAUACAACACACAAACUACGCGAAUGAUUCGUAACCUUUUUAAAUAGAUGUAUAACUUAUAUAAGAGUAUAUUGCAUAUUUUGCAGAAAUUCAGAAACCUUAUAAAAUUUUCCAAUUAAUUUAACGCGAACAGAAGAGCGAAAUUGUUAAUUUAUUUUCACUGCAUUACUAUGGCAGUAUCAAGUCACACGUUUCAGUUUUGAUUAUAAAAACAAAUUAAUUAUACGAUUAUUUUUAGAAAUAAUCAAGUUUUUGUAAAUUAUCACCGUAAUUUUAUAUCGGAGAAAAUUUUUCAUCGAAUAAAUAUUUUUUCUGUUCAUAACUCGGAUGUAUGCUUUAUUGAUAUAGUUGAUUUUACAGAUUUGUACUUUUGCGUGUAGAACGUGCUGAAAACAGCGCGCAUAAAUGCGCCUUUGGCUAAAGUCGCAAUGUAUGAAGGAUUGCCAUCGUCAAAUACACAAUAUUCCGGCAGCACUCUUGUCGGUUUCGUAUUUGCCGAAUCUUGUGUUUUGUGCAUUCGUCGAUAGCCGAUACGGUAGCGAGAACGAUCUCUGUUCUGUUCUUGUUUAAUGAUGUGAAUUUUCACUUCGAUUUGCGGUAACGUGUUUCUUAGAUUUUUGAUAGGUAGUGAGCUUCAUGUAAAGAGACCAAAGCAGUGGGUAUGCCUUUUGAACCAACGAUUACGGCCCAAAAACCUUGGUAUUGCCAUUUACGAACGUUGAUGUUACAAUCAGUUUAUUCUUCUCGUACAACGAGUUUCGAGCGUAAUGAAAAUAAAGAAAAUGUCGCAGCUGAGAAAAAACAUUUGUGGAAUAUACGAGGCGGUUUUCGUCGAUUACUUUCGUCGAACAAAGAUGACACCAUUGAUAAAGAACAAUCUUUGUCUCUGAGUAUUAUUGACUGGCAAGCCAAAAUGUUGGACGGUGAAGUGUGCCUGUUGAAAGAUAGCCCUUUUCGAAUUCUGCGAGCGGCCGAAAGCGGUAAUUUGGAAGAUUUUAACCGAUUGUACCAAGCAGAUACAACACGACUUUCGGUCCGAGAUUCGAAAGGACGAGCACCAGUUCAUCAAGCAGCUGCUCGCAAUCGUGUCUCGAUUUUACAGUUUAUUAAGAAUCACGGCGGAGAUUUAAACGUCCAAGAUGCGGCUGGAAACACUCCAUUGCAUGUUGCAAUCGAAAAUGAAGCUUUGUGUGCUAUCGAAUUUCUUUUACAAAAUAACGUGGACACUACGAUUCAAAAUAAUAAAAAACAAGCGGCUCUGCAUCUCGCCACCGAACAUAACAAAAUCAGUGUUUUGAAAGUUAUGUCUUCGUAUCAUACGAAAUUCAAUCCACAUCAAGGUGGCGAACAUGGCAGGACAGCGUUGCAUCUCGCAGCCAUCUACGAUUACGCCGAAUGUGCCUAUAUAUUAAUUACCCAGUUCGGAGCAAAAACUCGACAACCUUGCAAUAACGGCUACUAUCCGAUUCACGAGGCAGCAAAAAAUGCCUCGUCUCACGUAAUGGAAGUAUUUUUACAAUGGGGCGAAAGCUGCGGUAACACGAGGGAACAAAUGAUAUCUUUCUUCGACGCCGAAGGAAACGUCCCUUUACAUUCGGCCAUACAUAGUGGUGAUUUCAAAGCAGUGGAACUGUGUUUGAAAUCGGGAGCCAAAAUUUCUACCCAACAGCACGAUAUGUCCACUCCGGUGCAUCUUGCUUGCUCUCAAGGCGCCAUCGACAUCGUCAAAUUGAUGUUUUCUCUGCAGCCCGAAGAAAAGAAACAGUGCUUGUUUUCGUGCGAUGUUCAAAAAAUGACACCUUUGCAUUGCGCUGCCAUGUUCAAUAGAUGGGAAAUUGCCAAGUACUUGAUCGAAGAGGGAGCAGAUAUAAACGCCAUUGAUAAAGAGAAUCGUUCGCCUUUGCUUCUGGCUGCAUCUCGUAGUGGUUGGGAAACGGUCAGAAUUCUUGUACAGCUCGGCGCUAAUAUCCACUUGAAGGAUGCCAAUCAACGAAAUAUUUUGCAUUUAAUAGUAACCAAAGGAGGUAAUAUCGAAGAAUUCGCCGAGAAUGUACGUCAGUCUCAAAACAUCGAAAGUUUCAAGCAACUACUGGACGAGAAAAAUAAUCAAGGUUGCACGCCGAUGCACUGUGCGUGCGAAGGAGGAUACAUUAAAAGCUUGGAAAGUUUGUUAAAGUACGGAGCAUGCAUCAAUUUGAAAAAUAAUAAUAAAGAAACGCCGUUGCAUCUAGCUGCUUGGUUUGGUCGAAUGAACAUUUUAAAAAAAUUACUAGACAGUGAAAGGGGAAGUUUCAUUAUAAACGAGGCCAAUGGAGAAGGUCUGACACCACUUCAUAUAGCUUCCAAGCAAGGACACACCAGCAUGGUACAAUUGUUACUCGAUCGUGGAGCUUUGCUUCACCGAGAUCACAAUGGAAGAAAUCCACUGCAUCUCGCUGCCAUGGCUGGAUAUAUGCAUACCAUGGAGCUGUUACAUUCGGUUCAUUCUCAUCUUUUAGAUCAAGGAGACAAAGAUAAAAACACUGCUUUACAUUUGGCAACUAUGGAAAAUAAACCGAACGCCAUUUCUUUAUUGCUUACAAUGAAAUGUAAAUUGUUACCAAAUAUUCAAAACCUCAGCGCCAUCGAUUACGCGAUUUAUUACAAAUUUCCAGAAGCUGCUUUAGCAAUGGUCAUUCAUGAAACUAGAGGAGAAGAAAUAAUGGCUUUGAAAUCGGAUAAACAUCCGUGCGUUACUUUGGCUUUAAUAGCUUCGAUGCCCAAAGUAUUCGAAGCAGUUCAAGACAAAUGUAUAACCAAAGCAAAUUGCAAGAAGUAUUCGAAACUUUUUUAUAUUCAUUACAAUUUCUCGUGCUUACAAUGUGUGACCGAAUCGAAUGAGACGUCAACUGGAGCUCUGCCGAAACCCGAACCAUUACCCGCAUUAAACGCAAUGGUAGCCCAUCGAAGAGUCGAAUUAUUAGCCCAUCCGUUGAGUCAAAAAUACUUGGAGAUGAAGUGGAAUUCGUAUGGAAAAUAUUUCCAUUUAACUCAUUUAUUAUUGUACAGCAUAUUUUUAAUUUUCGUCACAUUUUUCUCUUCGAAUUUGAUGAGCAAUGAUGGCGAAUCUGUAUUAUAUAAGAACAACUCUUCCACUUCGCUUCCUCCAAACGAUCAUUUGCAGAGAGUUCAACAAACUCCAUCGAUGAUUAUAGCCGCGUCGGUUAUUUUAAUUUACAUCAUUUUAAAUCUUAUGAGGGAAUUGAUUCAAUUUUAUCAACAAACUUGGAAUUAUUUGCUGGAUCCGACGAAUAUAGUUUACAUUUUGUUAUACAUUUCCACAACUAUUUUGGUGACUCCCGGAUUAGUUGGACGUUCCACCGAAUUGCAAAUUUCGUGCGCUUCGAUCACCGUAUUUUUAUCUUGGUUUACAUUACUGUUAAAUUUACAAAGAUUUGAUCACGUUGGAAUUUACGUCGUGAUGUUCUUGGAAAUAUUACAAACCCUGAUCAAAGUUCUAAUCGUGUUUUUCAUACUUAUCGUAGCGUUUGGUUUGGCUUUCUACAUUUUACUAUCUCGAGGAAAUCACCUGGCAUUCAGUUCGGUACCAAUGUCCGUGUUACGAACUUUCGCCAUGAUGCUGGGAGAAAUUGAUUUCUUGGGAACCUACGUAUAUCCUUACUACGCCGUGGAGAAUGAGAAUGAUCGUAAAUCGAUUCCGUAUCCGUUGCCUGUGUUCUGUAUACUAGGUGUAUUCAUGAUCCUGAUGCCGAUUUUAUUGAUGAAUUUACUGAUCGGUUUGGCCGUUGGCGAUAUCGAAUCGGUGAAACGAAAUGCCAAAUUGAAACGAUUGGCUAUGCAAGUAUUGAUGCAUUCGGAACUCGAACGAAAAUUACCAAAAAUAUUAUUGGAAAGGAUCGAUAAAAAAGAAUUGAUCGAAUAUCCGAACGAACGAAAAUCGAAAAUCGGAUUCUUGGAUUUCUUGUUCAGAAUAUGGUUUCAUCAUGCAUUCUCCGAAGAAGGAAUUGAACAUGUGUUGGAACGCAAAGAAGAUAAUGAAAUGAGCGAGCUUCAAGAAGUCAAGUCGAGGUUAAAAAAAAUUUGCGCAUCGUUGGAUAAACAAAGAGUGCUCAUCAAAACUAUGACCGAAAAAAUGGGAAUCAAAGCAGAAUGCGAAGAAAUCGACGAAGGUGUCUCUUCUGACGAAUGUUUGCAGAAUAAAGUUCAUCCGUUUCGAUUACGUUACAAAUUGAAAUCUGCUCAAAGCAUGAAUAAGUCAAUUUCGAGGUAGGAAAUUCCAAUACUUGGGCAAUAUUUGUUACCUACCUACCUACCUACCUACCUAUAUAAAUACUUAUUCUAAAGUUUGUCAUAGGUAUUUGCUAAUAGAAAUUAAAAAUGAUAACGCGCUCGUAUUGUUAGGUUUAGAUACCUAUAUCUAAGUACCUACUUAAAAACUGUAUUCAGUAUUCACGUUCUGUAUAAAAAAUAAUGUCACGAUUCUCACAAUUUUACUUUGAAAUUUUCUCUUCUUAUAUAGCCUGUAAAAGUUUUUAAAAUAUAAAGUUUUAUAAUGUAGAUAUGUCGAACUGGUGCUCAAUAUUAAUUACUAAAUCAACAUCUAUACCUAUUGGAUGAAGAAUACAUUCGUGUUAAUAAAAUUGCAUAACCGGUUCGCCGUAAAUACGACGACGAGUAUUUUUUCGGAAAACAGAACCCUUAAAUUUGCAGAUGGCGAAUCUAGUAGAAAUUUCGACCACGAGUUAUCAUGAAAUGAAAAGUGUGAAAAUAUUAUUUCAAGGUAGCUAGUAAAAAUCAUAUUUUUCAAGCUGCAGGACUCAAAACGUUGCUCCACUUUGUGAAUUACCUACUGAUUUAAUACCCGUCUAAUUUUUCUGAAUGAAGUGUAAAUAUAGGAAACUACCUACCUAAAAUGCAUCACGAUGCUUUGUAUUUAGCUCAUAUCGUGGAGAAUAAAUUUUUGAUUUGAUUCCAGGGAAAGACAAAUAAGUUCAAACGAAUUGUGAAGUGUUGCAUAUUAUUGUACGUUAGAAAGAUGGUCGAGGAUUUUUUAUAUGCCUGACUGUUUAUAAUUUGUUAUUUAGUGGUAUUAUUAUUAUUAUUAUUAUUAUUUGAAUAUUCGCGUAAGUAAUGCAGAAGUAUACCUACCUGGUGCCAUCGAUGAAAGAAUAACGAAGUAAAAAAUGCAGAGAGUAAGUAGGUAGGUAGGUGCAGAUAUGUAUCAUUAUACGUACUUUCAAUGGGUAAGUACAUAUUAUAUUGUCGAUGGUAAAAAUUUUGCUUCAAAGUCUGCGCAUAAACAUCUUAUUCUUGAAUUUAUACCACUAAAUAAUAUUUUUAUUUUCAAUUUCGAUACUUUAUUGUGCGACUUGACUACUUGUGUUUAUUUCAACGGUUGAUAUUUAAGCAGUUGUAAUAUUUUGCAAGUACUUAGGUACCUAUCAAAAUGAAUGUGAUUUUUUCAAGUAGUAGGUAGUUAUUAUGUAAGUAUUAAGGUAUUUAAAUCUUACUUGUGCGUUUCGUUAUUUUUGGUUUCUUGUGACCACCAAAUUAGAUAUAGGUAGUUUAUAUUACCAAGCGCUUGAAUUCUUUUAAAAAUGAUUUGCUAGAAAUUUCGUAUGUAUUAUAGAUAUAAGAAAACAAUCAGCUAUGUAUAACUCAAAGAAAAUCAAAGACGAUGUUACAGGGAUUUCAGUCGAUCGUCAAAUUCAUCAUUUAUAGGUACCUAUAUACGAGUAGUCGUAGUUAUAUACCUAGGUAGAGUAGGUACCUCGUAAAAAUAUACGCUGAUAAAAAAAUACCCUCGUAAUCAGUCACCAAUAAUAUUUUAUUUUUCAACAUUUCAUUUCUCUAACUAACUAAUUAGGUAGUCGUACAUUUUAAAAACAAAACACUCCAAAAAAAAGUAGUGUGAAUAAAACUUGAAAUAUUCAAAACAUUAUUUUGAAUAAUAGGAAAAAACUCGAUAAAAACCACAAAAUAAAACAAAUUUAUUACAUAAAUACAUAACGAGACUGUAAAAACGUAAUAACAUUUAUAUUAUACGUUGGUAGGACUACGGCGAGACGUGAAAACUUGAAACUUUCACGCUCACAUAUCUACCUUUUUUCACUUUGAGAUUAAUUAUUAUUAUAUGCUUGAGCAUGCCUAAAUACAUAUGAAAACAAUUUUAAAAAAACAAAACAAAAGGAAACAACAAAAUUGAAUCGAUUUAAAAACAAUAGUAUAUAUCUUCACACAAAUUAAAAAGGAAACAUCGUAGAUGCUAUAAUUAUCGUUUUUCUACGAACAAAAAAUUACCUAUGGUAUAUCAUAUUAAAAUGUGUCCGCAAAAUCAAUCUUUUAUUUUAUUACACUUUUAUUGCGCUUCAACAAAUAUACCAUACCAACAAUAAGUAGGUAUCUUUCGUAGGUAGUAAGGUAAUUUUACAACGUUAUUAUUUAUGUACAAUUUAGAAAGAGGGAAAAGGUAUCAAGUGUGAAUAAUACCCAACUAAAUUAUUAUUUAUAGGUAUCGUAAUGAUUCGUAUGCAUACCACAUACAUCUUCAUAGGUAGGUAUACGAUUUUAUUUUUAGUAAUUUAAUCAUUUUUAGGUAUGGGAAUUUCAUUAAAAAAAAAAAAAAAAAAAAAAAAAAAGAUUUUUA